AUGUCUUACACAAAGGAGCAAGAGUCCAUCGUUCUAAAGGUUCUAUCGUAUAAACCGCAUCAGUUCUACGAGAUUCUUCAGGUGGAGAAAUCCGCCAGCGACUCGGAAAUAAAGAAAUCGUAUCGGAAACUCGCCAUUAAACUCCAUCCAGACAAAAAUCCACAUCCGAGGUCUUCAGAGGCAUUCAAAUACUUGAACAAAGCUUGGGGUGUGCUUAGUGAUGAGAGCAAGAAACGGAUCUAUGAUCAAACCGGGUCGGAUCCAGACAGCCGGUUUGCAGGAUACGACAACAGCGAAGCUUCAGCAUCGGGUGUAGAUCCUCGGAUGUUCAACUCGCCGUUCGGUGGAGGCUUUGGUGGCGGCGGUUAUGGUGGAGGAGGUUCGCUAGAUGAGGAACUUUUCAACCUAUUCUUUGGCGGCGCCGGUAGAGGAGGACAAACAUUUACAUUCGGAAAUAAUGGGUUCACGUUCCAAACGUUUGGCAACGGGCCUUCACACCAACAUCCUUUCUUCACCUCCAACGGCGGUCGGACUCGCAGGGCCGAGAGACAACGCCAACGCACACAGCAGCCAGAAAAUGUUUCCGUGCUUGAUACCAUAAAGCAAUUGGCACCGUUGCUUCUCUUUCUUCUCGUGCCCAUAUUCUCGGCUAUAUUUUCCGACAAUAGCAGCCCUGAAUACUCAUUCAAUAAGACCAGCGUCUACAAUAGUGAACGAAGUACUCCCCGUUAUAAGGUUCCGUACUACGUUUCAAAGGACUUUGAACGCAAUAAGGACAUGACAAAGAAACAAAUAAGGCAGUUUGGUUUAAAAGUGGAAAACCAGUAUAUCCUGGACAAAAGAUCAAGAUGCACGCGAGAGCAAACCAUAAAGAACGAAAUGAUAGAGGACGCACACGGAUGGUUUUUCACAGAUGAGGAAAAGCUACAGCAAGCGCAGGAGCUCCCCAUGCCAAACUGCGAGGCAUUGAGGAACCUCAAUCUUAUUUAG
This is a messenger RNA of Meyerozyma guilliermondii ATCC 6260, 990 nucleotides long. It is a transcript of the gene HLJ1, whose product is annotated as type I HSP40 co-chaperone. Gene Ontology annotation, biological process: cellular response to misfolded protein. Gene Ontology annotation, cellular component: endoplasmic reticulum membrane. Gene Ontology annotation, molecular function: Hsp70 protein binding. The record is from RefSeq and is a predicted model, not a curated record. NCBI's taxonomy places the organism in Eukaryota, Fungi, Ascomycota, Pichiomycetes, Serinales, Debaryomycetaceae. Bases 1 to 990 code for a protein of 329 amino acids. The transcript has a single exon.